Amblyraja radiata (thorny skate) is the source of this 2859-nucleotide messenger RNA. RefSeq names its product ArfGAP with dual PH domains 2 (gene adap2). The transcript is spliced from 12 exons. Gene Ontology annotation, biological process: positive regulation of GTPase activity; heart development. The coding region runs from base 110 to 1270 and encodes 386 amino acids. Gene Ontology annotation, molecular function: GTPase activator activity; phosphatidylinositol bisphosphate binding; phosphatidylinositol-3,4,5-trisphosphate binding. Lineage: Eukaryota; Metazoa; Chordata; Chondrichthyes; Rajiformes; Rajidae. The record is from RefSeq and is a predicted model, not a curated record. Gene Ontology annotation, cellular component: cytoplasm; intracellular membrane-bounded organelle; plasma membrane.
GUAUCAGUGCGAGUGUGUAUCAGUGUGUGUAUGUGAGUGUGAGUGUGUAUCAGUGUGUGUGUGUGAUGAGUGUGUAUCAGUGUGAGUGUGAGUGCCCGCUGGCCGCGCCAUGAACAACUGGGACGGCAACAAGAAGCUGCUGCUGGAGUUGUCGAGGGAGGGGGAGAACAGCGCGUGCGCCGACUGCGGGGCUGCAGACCCUGCCUGGACUUCCUACACCCUUGGAAUAUUCAUCUGCCUUAACUGCUCUGGAGUCCACAGGAAUCUCUCUGGAAUCAGCAGAGUUAAAUCCAUCCAGCUCGACUUCUGGGAUGAUACUUUAGUGAAGGAAAUGCGGAAUAAAGGCAACCAGGCGGUGAGGAAGUGUUACGAGGCAAAGGUCCCUCCGUUCUACUACAAGCCCCGGGCAGCCGACUGCAGAGUUCUGAAGGAGCAAUGGAUUCGAGCCAAAUAUGACCAGAAGGAAUUUACCGCAGCCAACAGUCAAUGGCAGGAGUUCAUCGCGUUAGAGCCUGGAGCAGGUGACCGUGUCGGAUGUCUGUGGAAACGGGGCAAGGACAAAGGACGUUUUCGCAGUCGGAUUUUCCACCUCGUGGAGAAAGAGGGAGCACUGCUGUACUACACCAAGGAGGGUGUGAAAGGGCCAAAGGGAGUUAUUCCGUUGUCAAACAUGAACGCUGUCUUCCAGCCGGAGAAGAUAGGGAAUCCGCACGGUCUACAGAUCACCUACCUGAAGGACGGCCACACCAGGAAUAUAUUUGUGUACCACAAAAACGGGAAGGACAUCGUGGAUUGGUUCAACGCAAUCAGGGCAGCUCGGUUCCGCUAUCUCAAGUUGGCGUUCCCCACGGCCAGUGACACCGAUCUCAUUCCCAAAUUAACAUGGAAUUUUGCGAAGGAGGGCUACAUGGAGAAAACUGGUCCCAUGGAAAAGGAACCUUUUAAACGGAGAUGGUUCACCCUGGAUACUCUAGACCGUAAACUGCUGUAUUUUAAAGAUCCGCUGGACGCCUAUGCCCAAGGGGAAGUGUUUAUUGGACACACAGGAUACGGGUAUGAUGUGAAAGCUGGGCUCCCUUCCGGCGUCAAAGGCAACAAGUGGAACUUUGGGCUAACAAUAGUGACCCCAGACAGGAGAUUCCUGCUUACAUGUGAGAACGACCAGGACCUCAAGGAAUGGAUCAAGGCCUUUAAAGAAGUCAUUUCCAAACCCAUGUCUCUUCAGGAUUAUACAGCUGAGGCCACAUUGAGACGAAAACAGAGGCGGUGAUAAUGGAGAUCGUGGGCCCUGGAUCCAGUUCACGCAUUCUAGGAUCAGAAGAUAGCGAUCCAGCUGCAGAUAACUGGCCCUCACUGCUCAGUCUAAUUGCUGCAGGAGUCACUUGAAGUUACUCACAGCUGAGCCAAGCUCCUCCAUCUGUGACUGAGUCGGCCAGAACUUGUUUGAAAGCACAACAUGAUCUAAUCUCUGCCUGCACACGAUCUAUAUCCCCUCCAUAUCCAUGUGCCACUUUAAUGCCACUAUCGUAUCUGCCUCCACCACCGUCAGAACUUAAAUAGGCAAUGUCUGCACUGGAAAUGCGAAGGGAUGCAGCAAGAAUCUGGAACAAGGUUUGCAAUCCUGGCAAAUAGCAGCGAAACACAAAGUACUGUUGACAUUUCAGUGACCGCUAUUGUUCCUGGUUCAGGGCAAUGAAAUGGAUGGCUGUCGUACAAACUGAGUCAUAGUCACACAGCAGAGAAACAGGCCCUGCAGCCCAACUUUGUCCGUGCUAACAUGCUUACUUAGUUUCAAAUCUUUGAUUUGGUGAAUUGGUUAUUUUCCGAGGAAUGAGAUUAAACGUUUCCAACCAGAUGUUUUACAGACUGCAAAGCAUCUUGGACAAUAUAGCUCACCCCCUCCAAGACGCACUGGUCAACCAGAUGAGUAUCUUCAGCAGCGGACUGGUUCCACCAAUCUUUGCACAUCCCCAAUCCUUUCCACUUGUCACUCAAUUUCAUGUUUCAUGUGUUUUAUGACUGUUGGCUGAUCAAUUUCCCUCCUGAGAUAAAUAAAGUUCUAUCGUAUCAUAUACAUUAAAGGUUAAAGUUCCUGAUGAAUCUGAGCAAAAUCACUCCAUUUCAAGCUCAGUCACAGUGAUAAGGGCAUUUCCCGCUGGCAAGAGGCAGUCAAGAAUGUGGUGGUGAAGCAGAUAACAUACGUAACAAAGACAAGUUGUCUUUGCUAUAGUUGUCUAAAGUGGGGGUGAGACCACACCUGGAAUUCCCUAGGGCUGACUUCCAAUAGCUUCAGAUGAUUGGCUGUGCCAAAAUGGUCUCUUAAUGUCAGCAAAACAAGGAAAAUCGUGACCGACAUCAGAAAGCGAAGCAGUACCCACACCCAGGUAUACAUUGACAGUGCCCAGGUAGAGAUGGCCAAAAGCUUCAAGUUCCUAAGAAUAAAUAUCACCAGCAAUUUGUCCUGGACCAGCCACACACAAGAAAGCUCACCGACACCUCUACUUCCUCAGAAGGCAUGGGAAGCUCAGCAUGUCCCCAACAACCUUCACCAACUUCUACAGAUGCGCUGUAGAAAGUAUUUUAUGGAGAUGCCUCAUAGCUUGGUUUGGGAACAGCUCCAUCCAAGACCGCAAUAAAUUGCAGAGUUGUGGACAUAGACCAGACCAUCACGCAAACCAACCUCCCUUCCCUUCCACUGACUCCAUCUACACUUCAUGCUGCCUCGGCAAGACCAGCAGCAUAAUCAGGGACAUCUCAUCCCUCUUCUCCCAGGCAACAGGUACAGUAGUUUGAAAAUGCAUACCCCCAGAUUCAGGGAUCAUUUCUUCCCAGCAGUUAUCAGGCACCCAAACUGUCCUC